GACGAGGGGACUCAAGUCGGGCUCAGGCGCCGACGUCCUAAGUCGGUGUUCCGACUACGACCCACCUCACCCCGGAAACUUCCUCCACUUCCCGUUUCUAACCGAACCAAGAGCGACCCAUCUCUCUAAAGGCCAUUGAUCUUCACUCAACUGGCAACUCCUGGCCUCUCAACUAGCUAGGUUCCCCAGAAAUUAACCAACCCCUUUCUCUCCCAGCAACUUCCUGGAAGCACGCUGCAUUCACGUCCAGAUUCGUCGCCACCGUCAUGGAAAAGAGAGAUAAAACAGGAAGGAGGCGUCCGACCGCCUUCUUUCUUGCUUGCGUUUUUUUAUUGGUUUCUCCUUUAGUAAGGCGAUCAAUGGAGAACUUCCAAGACUUGCUACCGGUGAUGGGGGAGAAGCUGGGAUCGCAGGGGCUGAUGGAGGAGCUGUGCAGUGGGUUCAGGCUGCUGAUGGACCAGCAGCGAGGGGUGAUCACGCCGGAAAGCCUGAGGAGAAAUGCCGGGGAGGCUCUGGGGAUGAAGGGAAUGACGGAGGAGGAGGCGGUGGAGAUGGUGAGGGAGGGAGAUUUGGACGGUGACGGCGCUCUCAGCCAGAUGGAAUUCUGCGUCCUCAUGGUCAGGCUGAGCCCGGAGGUGAUGCAAAGGUCGUGGAGUCUGCUGGCGCAAGGGUUGGAAAAUCUUGGUCACUAGCUCACUCACUCUCUCUGCGCAUCGAGAAUAUAAUCGUCGUUUUGGUCACAGCUUUUUAACAGGAGUUUUGGGUGCAUUAGCCGGAUUCUAUUUUAGCAGUCCACUUGAUUGUAUGUGAAUAAGAACGUUAACGUAAUUGAUUCUGCCAAUAUUA
Nymphaea colorata (pocket water lily) is the source of this 846-nucleotide messenger RNA. Its product is annotated as calcium-binding protein PBP1-like. The transcript is spliced from 2 exons. Lineage: Eukaryota; Viridiplantae; Streptophyta; Magnoliopsida; Nymphaeales; Nymphaeaceae. The record is from RefSeq and is a predicted model, not a curated record. Gene Ontology annotation, molecular function: calcium ion binding. The coding region runs from base 267 to 692 and encodes 141 amino acids.